Spodoptera frugiperda (fall armyworm) is the source of this 2626-nucleotide messenger RNA. It is a transcript of the gene jagn, whose product is annotated as protein jagunal. Lineage: Eukaryota; Metazoa; Arthropoda; Insecta; Lepidoptera; Noctuidae. Bases 165 to 761 code for a protein of 198 amino acids. The transcript is spliced from 4 exons. Gene Ontology annotation, cellular component: endoplasmic reticulum membrane. The record is from RefSeq and is a predicted model, not a curated record. Gene Ontology annotation, biological process: vesicle-mediated transport; endoplasmic reticulum organization.
UGGCAUUUUUGGCAUUUCGUUGGCUCCCGUUUGGCAGAUGGGAAAAAUGAAUUGAUCGAAAAGAAAAAUCUUUGCCAGGAUUAUCUGAAUGAUGUCAUUUGAGUGAUCUAAAAUCUAAAUAAUAUAUUAAUUCUGCUUGUUUAUAAAAUAAUUUAGUUAGAAAAAUGGCUUCGCGCGGUGGUAUUAUGGUGACUGGUACGAAUGGAGCCGAUUUCGAACACAGAGAGAAAAUAGCAGCACAAUAUCAGAUUAGUGCUUUAAACAAGUCCCGUCUGAAGUACUGCAUGUUCUUCCACCACAUUAUGUUCCUGGUGAUGCUGGCGAAGCUCUCCGCAGACAUCCUCGACAAACUUGACAUAUUUAUUUUAGAAAUAGAAGAGUUGCAGAUACCACAGCCCCUGUGGUGGGAGUACAUCUGGUGCCUCUCCCUCCUCCUAUCCUUCCUCGGUCUAUCCGCAAUCAAACGCAACAACAUAAAAUACCUCCGACGGUAUAUGUACGGUAUCACCGCACUGGGCUUUGGACCGCUGUUGUACUGUGUGCUGUACUACUGCGGAGACGUCUGGAGGUAUCUGACCAUGGAUGCGGAUGAGGAUGACAGCAGUGAAGUGGAUAUUGAGCUGUGGCAGGGCUACCCAUACGGCCUCCUGUGGUACGCGUUCGUGCUCCUCGCCUCACAAAUACACUUCUUCCAACUCUACUUCUCAUACAACCUGCUAAAAGCCUGGCGUGCAAGAGGCGCGCUAAGGAAAUCCGACUAAAACACUAGUACUUACGGUUCAUUUUCCCUUGUUCAUACACCACACUGCCAGAGUGAAGGAAAUAGUCAAUAGAUGGACGUUUAUGAGGUAAGAACAGAAUAAAAAAAAGAUUCUUGUCAAAAAAAGGUGAUAUGACAACUGGCAAAUUAUCAUUUAGUUGUAGCUAAUCAUGAACAUUUGAAACUUAUAGGGUACUUGACACGGAGGUUGUGUUCAUAAACCCACUGUUUAUACUGUAAACUGUUGCAAACAACUUGUAUCGACUUUGCAAGCUUUUAAUGUACAACUGUUUAUUAUGCAGGUAACAAAAUAUAGAUUGACUCAGUAGAGAGAAAAUAGGUAUUAUUGUACCAAACUAGCUUCUGCCAGCGGCUUCAGCCGGUGGAUAAAAAGUAUCCUAUCACCCAAGUCAGCUCAUACCCUGUCUGUAUACCAACCAUCAUCAAAAUUAGUAGUUUCAACAUGUCAAUCACGCAUUUGGUCGGUCCAGUAGCCAACCAAUGGUUACAGUCUCUGUUCAGAAUCAAUUUUUAUUUUCUUACCUGCAUACUAAAUAGCUGUGCUGACUGUACCUUUUAGGCAAUAUUUUUUAUAAUUUUGCACACAAUAAUAUACUCGUAAGUGCUGUUAAAUGCCCCAAUAAUAAGGCCAUUUUCGUAUAAUAUGGAACAGUCUGAACAAAUGACUAAGUAAUUUAUUAACAUUAGUUGUCAAUUUCUAAACCAUUCUAUUGGUAGUGAAACCAAUCUGUUGCCUACCUAUCUAAUUAUUAAUUCUCAGUGAAAAGUACUAAAUAAUUCUCCAGAUCUAAAACGAAGCUGGAGAAAACAGUAAUAGAGUCAAAUACUGAAAUUUUAAAACGUUCUCGUUUGUUGUAUGAUAGUCUAAUGUAACACACUCAAUGUAUAAAGUAGAUAAGCAGAGAAUGUAAGUUAUAACAUCUAUUUUAGAUACGUCGUAGUAUUUAUUAUAGUAUAACUAUAGUUUCGAAGCGCAAAUGACAUUUUAAAUAACGUACGACUGGGUUGGCCGCCAUUUUGUUUGUGCAAUAUAAGUGCAAUAACAUUAACGCCAUCUAGUUAAGGUGCGGGUAAAUACUCAAUAAAUAAGAUGGGCUAACCUAGUCCGCAUAUUCUAUUUUUCAAUCAAUAUUAAACACUAAAUAAGUACUUAUCAAUGUAUAGUAUUCUAAUUUGUUAUUACAUUUUAUGAAAGUUAUCGUUUUAGUAGUCGCCAGGCGGCGCCAUUGGCGCUUAAAGUCGUUGGGGUGCUUUUAAGCACGAUAACUAUAAUUUGAUAUAUUUCGGGAGGUUUUAAAAUGGCAAUUUUUGUAACAAAUGGCGUGUAAAAAAGCAAUUUAUGAUGGUGUGGUAAAAUUUGACUGAAUAGUUGAAUUUUUAAGUUAUAAAAUAUAUUAUUUAUAAUUGUAUUGUAAAGGUAAAAGGUUUGAAUCUUUAUUUAUUUAUCAAAUUUGAAGCAGCAGUUAUUGUAAUGGGAUAAUGUGCCACUGUAUAUUGUUUUGGUGAAUUAAAUGUUUAAACGAAUGUUCAAAUUAGUGGUUACAACAUUUAGUCUUUAAGUUUUGCGUUUAAAAACAUGACGAGUUAAAGAACCACAUAUUAUUAACCCUCGAUAGAAAUAGACCAUGACAACUUCGUAAAAAAUAUCUGUGUGGUCCCUUAAUUUGUUUUUAAACGCAAAGCUAAGAAGUAAUGGCCUAUAAAAACACGUUGUAUAAGUGUAAGAAUGUAAAUAAAACGAUAUUAUUACGUUUCAGUUCAAUUUAUAAUAGAAAUAAGUGUUUGUUUGUUUUAAAGUUUUCCCAUGGUAUAUUUGUUUUUUAAUAAUAAAAUAUUUUGUCAAAA